AUGGAAUUAGGGAAAAUAUACCUAGAAAUAAAUGCAGGAAAAUGCAUAUAUGAUGGAAAUAUUGUAAAACCGGAUAGUAGGAAAGGGAAGUUAGUUCUUUAUAAGAUAUGUGACAAUCUUUACAACUUCCAAUGGAUUAGUCGAGAAACUAAUAAAAUAGAGGACAAUAUAAUAUUAACAAAAAACAUAUCAUUGGAAAGAGUUCAAGCAUGUAAAACCGGAAGGGUUUAUUUAUUAAGAAACAAAUUGAAAGGAGAGGUUUUAUUUUAUUGGAUGCAAGAUUCUGAUGAGUCAAAGGAUGAAGAAUUUGUUGAUAAAUUUAACUCCAUCAUAGCAAACGAUUUAGGAAGCGAUACGGGAGUAAGAAGGAGAUAUAACAAAAACAAUAUUCCUGGGUUAUCCGAUUUAAUGUUUUCUCAAGGAGAAUAUGAAAUGAAUCCAAAUUCAAAAAAAAAUGUUUCAUUUAAAGAUUUAUUUGUGGGUGAGUACAUGUCUAAGUUGUUGGAAAUACCAGAAGCUUACGAGGAAUUAAAAAAACAUAUGCCUAGUGGAUAUCAAACUAAAUAUGAUAUAGAAAGUUUGAUUAAUAGUAGAAUGUUAAACUCUAAUUUGAAUUGUCUAGAUUUAUCUAUUCAAACUCAGUUAAAUUUUAUAUUAAUAUCUUUAAAUUUGCCUCCACACGAAGGACCAGUAAACAAUCCACUGGAAUAUAUUGUCGAGGAACUGGAAAAAAAAUAUAAUAAAGAAGAUAGUAAUUAA
Molecule: messenger RNA, 759 nt
Organism: Plasmodium vinckei vinckei
Lineage: Eukaryota; Apicomplexa; Aconoidasida; Haemosporida; Plasmodiidae
Product: 26S proteasome regulatory subunit RPN13, putative
Exons: 11
Coding region: 1-759 (252 amino acids)
Biological process (GO): ubiquitin-dependent protein catabolic process
Cellular component (GO): cytoplasm; nucleus; proteasome regulatory particle, lid subcomplex
Molecular function (GO): ubiquitin binding; endopeptidase activator activity; proteasome binding
Source: RefSeq, a predicted model, not a curated record